GAGAUAACCGGCCAGGGGCGGGGACGAAGGGGACGCGGGGCCUUAGGGUCGCCCGGGCAGCUGGAGCUCAGGGUGGGCUUCCGGGGCCUGAGCCAGGACCCAAGCAAGGAGGGAUGAGCAGGCGGCGGCGGCCCACCCUCACUCCAGGUCCGGGCGAGAGGCUGCGGGUUCGGCGGCCGAAGGCCAGGCCCGCAGGCCGCGCGCCGCGGAGGCUGCCGGGCCUUGACGCCGGCCUCUGCCCCUCCCGCAGCCCGGCCCGGAGGCGGGGACCAUCCAUGGGGGCCUCGGCGAUCUCCAAGGCCCGGGCCGACCGGGUCCCCGCGCCAGGGCCCCAGGAGGAGCCCCAGGAGGAGCCCCAGGAGGAGCCCCAGGAGGAGCCAGAGGUGCUGCUGGACCUGAGCCAACUGCCACCCGAGCUGCUGCUGCAAGUGCUGAGCCACGUGCCCCCGCGCACGCUGCUCGGCCGCUGCCGCCCGGUGUGCCGGCGCUGGCGCGCCCUGGUGGACAGCCAGGCCCUGUGGCUGCUCGUCCUGGCCCGCGACCGCAGCGCCGCUGGCCGCGCUGUGCUGCAGCUCGUCCGCAGCUACCCGCCCCUGGCCAGCUGCCGCCUCGGCUGCUUCUGCGAGCUCAGACCGCUCGGACGCAACCUCAUCCGCAACCCGUGCGGUCAAGAGGGUCUGCGGCAGUGGAAGGUCCAGCACGGUGGUAGCGGCUGGGCGGUAGAAGAAAACAUACACGCCGUGCCCGGGGCCCCGGCACAGACCUGCUUCGUGACUUCCUUCAGGUGGUGUUCCAAGAAGCAGACCUUGAACCUGGAGGAGGAGGGGCUGUGGCCAGAGCUGCUGGACAGUGGCGAGUUGGAGAUCUGUGUCUCUGAUUGGUGGGGAGCCCGCCACGACAGCGGCUGCAGGUACCGGCUCCACGUGCAGCUGCUGGACGCCGACCACGUCACCCUGGACAAAUUCUCGGUAGCGCCGGACCCUGUGCAGCAGUGGAACAACAGUGUCUGUUUCCGUGUCAGCCACGUGUUCUGCACCUUACCGACUGGCGUCCGCUUUGUAUCUUUUGAACACUGGGGCCAGGACACGCAGUUCUGGGCUGGCCACUAUGGAGCCCGUGUGACCAACUCCAGCGUGACCGUGAGGGUCCGGCAGUCUUCAUGAGACAGCCCCACCGUGCCUUCCAGGAGUGGGCAGUGCCAGCUGACCUGCCGGCCACCCCAGAACCCCAUGUCUGCCAAGCACACGCAUCUCCUGUUUCUGCUCAAGGCUCUGCCGGGCCCUCUCUGCUGGUUCUGGAAACUAU
Ochotona princeps (American pika) is the source of this 1305-nucleotide messenger RNA. Its product is annotated as F-box only protein 27. Gene Ontology annotation, cellular component: SCF ubiquitin ligase complex; cytoplasm. Gene Ontology annotation, molecular function: ubiquitin protein ligase activity; protein binding. The coding region runs from base 114 to 1163 and encodes 349 amino acids. The record is from RefSeq and is a predicted model, not a curated record. The transcript is spliced from 5 exons. Gene Ontology annotation, biological process: SCF-dependent proteasomal ubiquitin-dependent protein catabolic process; glycoprotein catabolic process. Lineage: Eukaryota; Metazoa; Chordata; Mammalia; Lagomorpha; Ochotonidae.